CGGGCUCCGUCCCUUUAUACAUGGAGACCUGGCUUAGACAUUUCUGUUCACAACUCUUCUCCCUCUAAGGACUAAGCAUUGUACUCAGCUCUCUACUCCAACUCCAAGUUCAGUCUCUGCAAUUCAACUCCACGUUCAGUCUCUGCAAUUCAACAUUACUUUCAGUCAUCAGCUCUGCAUCGGCGCUUACCAGCAACAACAGCAGCAGCAGAAUGCCUACCACACGUUUAAGGAUGAGACCUUGGCUUGAGAAUCAGAUUGAAUCUAGAACAAUUCCAGGUCUUUCAUGGCUUAACAAGGAGGAGAUGAUCUUCCAGAUCCCAUGGAAGCAUGCUGCACGGCAUGGUUGGGACAUGGACAGAGAUGCCUCUCUUUUCCGCAGCUGGGCUAUUCACACAGGAAGGUAUAAACAGGGUGAGAAGGAACCUGAUCCAAAGACCUGGAAAGCUAACUUCCGCUGCGCUAUGAAUUCUCUUCCUGAUAUUAAAGAAGUGAAGGACAGAAGCAUCUACAAAGGGUCUAGUGCUGUACGAGUCUACAAAAUGCUGCCAGCUCCAAUUAAGACAGAGAAAAAAGAACGCAAGUCUAAGUCACAAAACGAUUCUAAGAGCAGACCCCGAAAGAAGGUUGAGCGCACAUCAGCGGAUGAAGUGGAAGAAGCAGUGAAAAACUGUCAGCUACCGGAGGAUCACAGUGAUUACACAGUCGGAGAUUUCUCAAUACAGGAAGCUACUGGCAGUUCAGAUAUAGGUGUGAAUCAGUCUGAAGUCACCAGCAGCAUGUCGCCAUGGGGUGAUCAAAUGGAAAUGCAAUUACCUGACAGCACAAAUGACAAUUACCCCUUCCAGGUGUCACCCAUGCCAUCAAGCUCAGAAGGUGAUGAUGAAGAAUUACUAUCUGACCAGGAGAUUUUAGCCUUUCUGGACACAGACUGGCAUCAGCAUGCAAUCGAUGGCAGAGGAUACUUCACCAAUGAACCAGGAACAGGAAGCACUUUUGUAAACAAUACAGGAUCUGUGUUCGAUAGCUUAAAUAUAGGAGAGAUACAAGUCCGAGUCACUACAGACAUGAAACCACUUGAAUUCUCAUGGCAAGAAUUAACAGCCAUCACCUGUUUAUGAACUUUACCUGGAUCCAUUAAAAACACUCCUAUAUUGUUAUCCUCAUAUUUGUGUAUAUGAGUCAAAAGUGGGACACCGAUUGACUGAGGCGUUUUGAUGUGUUCAGUUCAAAUCACAAAGUAUAGGCAAAAGACUCAGGAAUGCACAGUCUUUAGCUGGUUGCAUGUAAGCACUGGUUGUGCAGAUCCUGGAAAUGCAUCGGAAGUAGGAAGGACUAGUCAAUGUUUGGGCACUGCCUUUUGCUGAUACUUGGCACAAGGAACACAGCUGAGCUUGGAUCCCUGGAGUUGUGAAAACACUUAACUGAAGAUCGAUCACUACAUUUCGAAUGGCAGUCUGUCUUCAUAAAAUAACUUGUAUCUCGAACUGUGAAGUAAAGUUUGUGUGUUGCCUAAUUAUCACAGCAUCAGGAGCCAGUAACUGCAGUGUUAGCUAUAAUGGCGUACAAGGAGAGUUGUGUGUGUCAGUCAUGCGCUUGGCCUCAUCUUAUCUAGGUUCAACUGAAACUUAGCAUUUAGACUUUUUUACAAUUUUGGAAUGCAUUAGUUAUAUUACAUUAACUUUUUCUUGCUUGGUAUUUCCAAAUAAUGUUAUUUCUUAGGUGAGAUUUUUGCACUUUUCUUUAGUAAAUUGUUUAUAAAAUAUCCAAGAAACUAUUGAAUGCUCUACCUAUUUCGCCUAAUGAAAUAUAUUCUAAUGCAGCCUCCUAUAUGUUAAAUGGAGACAGAGGAAGUUUGUAGCAGUUUUAGACUUUAUUAUCAUCCUAGAAAGAGAUAUAUUCCAAGAGGGCAUUACUCGGGCAUGCCACAUAUUGUGCUGUUUUUGGGCUAAUGUGUCCAAAUAGUGCUCUGAGUUUACUGAUAUGUUCAUAAUUUGUCAUUUUAGUCAAAUAUGUGAUCGUAUGGAUUACUGAAACAUUGCUCAUGCAGUCCCACUAUGUGAAACCUCUGUGAAAUACUGCAAACAUUCCCUAAGGGAUACAUAUAUGUCCUUUUUCAUCUGUAAACAGGAUGAAAAAGCAGACAUACAGUCCGCAUGUGUGAAAGGGGCCUUAGUGGAGGUUUUACUUUACAGUCAUCUAUGUGACCAAUUUAUUUAAAUAAAAAAGAAAAGAAAGGCUGCUGUUUUGCAACUAAAUAUACAUUAUGAUUAAAUAGGAGGAAUCUGGAAAUUCUUCUGCCUCCAUUUCAGAGUGCCUUGUAGCUCAGCUGGGAGGGGGGGGGGGGGGUUUGGAGAAUGUACAAUAGUACACAGUACAAAAUGUACAAUAGAAAUAGUGGAUAGUAAUUUUCUGUAGACAGAAUUCACAGACACAACUAGUUAAAUGGUUAUCCUAAACAAGAAGUAUUCCACAUAUGAUAAUUACAAUCCAAAUCACAGAGGGGAGGUGUGUACAUCUACACCUUGUAAGUGAAAGGGUAUAGGAGCAAUUGCAUCAGAAUAACAGUCUUAACAGCUAGCAUUUUCAGUAAUGGAUGCCACCCUAUUUCUCUUCUUGUGCAGAAAAUACUUGUUUGGUAUAUUCUUUAGAUAUUGUUUUUUUUCUUCAACUUUCAGUUGUUAUUUUGUUACUGGACAUACUCCUGUGUAAAAUAGACUCCACAAUUUAAUUUUUUUUAUUUUGUUAUGCCGUCAUCUGACCACAUGGCCAAGUUCUGUCUUCUUCCAUCAUUCUCAUUUGCCUUUCUGUAUAUGGCUAGCUGUUCAUCACAUGUACUGCACAUGUCUACCUUUGUAAAUACUAUGUAUUAUUAAUAGUUCUUCUACGGUCAAAAUUAAAGUUUUAAUACUCUUA
Messenger RNA from Rana temporaria (common frog), 2916 nucleotides. RefSeq names its product interferon regulatory factor 1 (gene IRF1). Gene Ontology annotation, biological process: immune system process; regulation of transcription by RNA polymerase II. The coding region runs from base 213 to 1121 and encodes 302 amino acids. The record is from RefSeq and is a predicted model, not a curated record. Gene Ontology annotation, molecular function: RNA polymerase II cis-regulatory region sequence-specific DNA binding; DNA-binding transcription factor activity, RNA polymerase II-specific. Gene Ontology annotation, cellular component: nucleus. The transcript has 10 exons. NCBI's taxonomy places the organism in Eukaryota, Metazoa, Chordata, Amphibia, Anura, Ranidae.